CUUCCACCAUCAGUCACUGUCUUGACUUACCUCAGCACUGCGGUGUGUUUUGUACAUACGGAUCGGUUGGACUCGCCCACUCCUUGAGGGUGCUUGCGCCAGCAAAUAUGCGGUUACGCUUGCUCUGGAUCGUCUUGCUGGCUGUCACUCGUACAGCUUUGGCUGAUGACGAGGGAUAUAAUUACCCUAGACCGACAAACCAACUUAUACCAGGUACUUCAGGAGGAGAAACUGGCAAACCAGGAGGAUUUCCAACUGCUCCGGGAGGAUAUCCUUCUGGUGGUCCAGGAGAACGAGGAACUCCUGGUGGACAACCUGGAAGACCAGGUGGUUAUCCAUCGGGACCACCGGGAUUUCCAGGACGCCCAGGCGGUGCUCAACCAGGGAGACAACAGCCUAGCUUUCCAUCAGGUCCAGGACCUUCGGAGGGAUAUCCUAGUGGACGACCAUCGAUUCCAUUUCCGAGUGGUGAAUCAACAGGAAGGCCAGGAACGAGUCCCGGUAUACCGAGUGGACCAAGUGGACCAGAAGGGUUUCCAACAGGGCCAAGUGGUGGAUAUCCUAGUGGCAGACCUGGUGCGCAAGGACCAGGUGGAUUUCCAAGUGGGCAAAGACCUUCCGGAUACCCGAGUGGUGGGCCCGGCCAGGGAAAACCAGGUCCUGGAUAUCCCACUGAUCGACCGGGUGGACAAGGACCAAGUGGAAGAUAUCCUAGCGGUCAAGCUCCUGGAGGUUAUCCCGGUGAAGCACAGAAGCCUAGUGGCCCGGAAAGUGGAUAUCCUAGUGGAGAGCCAGGAGCUGGCUACCCUGGAGGUACUCAAAGACCACCUAGUGGUCCUGGUCCACAAGGUGGACCCUCUACCAGCGGCUAUCCUAGUGGUAGACCAGGAGCACAAAGACCAGGAGGUUAUCCAGGCGGUCCAGGUCCGCAAGGACCAGGAGGAUUUCCGGGUGGACCAGGCCCGCAAGGACCAGGAGGAUUUCCAGGUGGGCCAGGUCCGCAAGGACCAGGAGGAUUCCCAGGCGGACCAGGUCCGCAAGGACCAGGAGGAUUCCCAGGUGAACCAGGCUUGCAAGGACCAGGCCCACAAAGACCAGGAGGAUUCCCAAGUGGGCCAGGCCCGCAAGCACCAGGCCCGCAAGGACCAGGAGAAUUUCCAGGUGGGCCAGGCCCGCAAAGACCAGGAGGAUUCCCAGGCGGACCAGGUCCGCAAGCACCAGGAGGAUUUCCAGGUGGACCAGGCCCGCAAGCACCAGGCCCGCAAGGACCAGGAGGAUUCCCAGGUAGACCAGGCCCGCAAGCACCAGGCCCGCAAGGACCAGGAGGAUUCCCAGGUGGACCAGGCCCACAAGCACCAGGAUUCCCGGGAACUGGUCAUCCAGUAGGUCCUGGCGGACCUGCCGAAUAUACACAUGAAGAUGAGGGAACAUACGACGAAGGUGAUUAUUCAGCUAUUCCGGGCGAACCUGGUCGCGAUUAUCCUAUAUAUAGUGAAAUUCCGGAGACCAGUUUCCGUUGCGAUGCCCAACAAUUCCCUGGUUACUAUGCCGACGUGGAAGCCCAGUGCCAAGUUUUUCACAUAUGUGCCAACAAUAAGACCUACGAUUUCCUUUGUCCAAACGGAACAAUUUUCCAUCAACAAUUUUUCGUUUGUGUAUGGUGGAAUCAAUUUGAAUGUAACUCCGCGCCAAGCCUUUACUAUUUAAAUGAAAAUAUCUAUGACUACACUAUAAUGGGAGCACAAGGUCAAGGACCUGCAGGACCUUCUAGGCCUAGUACUUAUCCAGGAGGUCCAGGUGCUCCUAGUGGCCCAGGUGGUCCAAGUUAUCCAGGAGGUCCAGGCGCUCCUAGUGGUCCCAUUUAUCCAAGAGGCCCAGGCGCUCCUACUGGUCCAAGUUAUCCAGGAGGUCCAGGCGCUCCUAGUGGUCCCAGUUAUCCAGGAGGUCCAGGCGCUCCUAGUGGUCCGAGUUAUCCGGGAGGUCCAGGAGCUCCUAGUGGUCCCAGUUAUCCAGGAGGUCCAGGCGCUCCUACUGGUCCAAGUUAUCCAGGAGGUCCACAACGUCCCAGCGGUCCAGGUUAUCCAGCAGAGGGACCUCAAGGUCCAUCGGGACCUCAAGGUCCAUCGGGACCUCAAGGUCCAUCGGGACUUCAAGGUCCAUCGGGACCUCAAGGUCCGUCAAGGCCUGGCGGUCCAGGUUAUCCAGGAAGACCGGGAGCUCCGUCCGGUCCGGGAUCGCAAGGUCCAUCGGGACGACCAAGUUCUGGAUAUUUAGGUCCGCCAUCAGGACCAUCAGGUCCUCAAGGACCUCAAGGGCCAAGUGGACCAGGAUAUCCUGGAAGACCUCAAGGACCUACUGGACCAACGUCGAGACCUCAAGGACCUAGUGGUCCGGGAUAUCCAGAACCAAGUGGACCAUCUCCAGGAUAUCCAGGACAACCUCAAGGACCCACUGGUCCACAAGGUCCAAGCUUCCCGGGUGCACCAGGUCGUCAGCAAGGACCUGGUAGUAGUCUAAAUGGAUAUCCCAGCGGUAGACCAAGUGGUCCAGCAUUCCCAAGUGGGCCUUCCGGGCCAGGAGGUAUCCCUGGAAAACCCGAGACAGGUUCGCCGUUUCCACCGCAAGGACCAGCAAAGCCUGAUCGUGAGUACUUGCCGCCGCGGAUUGGAUAAAUAUGAAGCUAAACUUAACGGCACCUAACGACAACUUUCAUCGUUAAUGCCGGAUGACAUGUAAAUACGAGCCUCUAUACUUGCGUAUAUGUAAUAAGUGAUCGAUUUUUUAUUCGUAUUGCAUUUACACUUUUACAUAUAAAAAAUUUAAUUAUUCUGCUUAACUGUUUACUCAUCCUUUCUGGGAUU
This is a messenger RNA of Trachymyrmex septentrionalis, 2861 nucleotides long. RefSeq names its product collagen alpha-1(I) chain-like. Gene Ontology annotation, molecular function: chitin binding. The transcript has 4 exons. The record is from RefSeq and is a predicted model, not a curated record. Gene Ontology annotation, cellular component: extracellular region. Bases 108 to 2672 code for a protein of 854 amino acids. NCBI's taxonomy places the organism in Eukaryota, Metazoa, Arthropoda, Insecta, Hymenoptera, Formicidae.